AUGGCAUCCACUCCGAGACCCAAUCCUGACAUCGUUCACAGUCUCAUUCAAGACCGCGUGGCCCUCGUUACCGGCGCUGCUCGAGGAAUCGGCUUUGCAACAGCAGCUCUUCUUGCGCAGCAUGGUGCGCGUGUAGUCCUUGUUGAUUUGCGGGAAGAAGAUCUGAAAAAGGCAUGUGCCACAAUUGGCAAGCAGGCGACAUGGCAAGUCUGCGACGUGAACAACUGGGACCAACAAUUGGCUUUGUUCGAUCACGUCAAGAAGACGGUGGGAUCUAUCAGCCUGAUGGUCUGCAAUGCGGCUGUCAACCCGGAAGUCGCUCUCUUGCAGACCCACGACGUGGAAAAGCAUGCGCGGAUGAACUCGCAAGUCCGACACAAUUACCUGGCAGAUGAGCGCAGCAUACAAGGGGAUACUCUUGAGAAACCAUCCACCCAGCUCAUCGAUAUCAAUGUCAAUUCCGUCAUCUUUGGACUGAAAUUGGGCAUCCACCACAUGAAACAGCACGGUGGGGGCCGUAUCGUGGUCAUUGGAUCUGCCGCAUCCUACGUUCCGGUUUCCUCGCAGCCGCUGUAUACAGCUAGUAAGCACGCCGUACUGGGAUUGUGUCGGGCCACGUCUCAGAUCAGCGAGGUGGUGGACUCGGGGAUCUCGAUAUCUUGGAUUGCUCCUUGGUUGACCUUAACUCCUAUGGUGGAAGGUCUUCAGGCGGCAACUAGCCCCGACACCCUCAAGAGCUCACCGGAGGACGUUGCGUGGGGAGUUAUUGCUGCUGCGGCUGCUGAGAAUCCUACUGGCAAGGGCUACUGGGUGCAAGGACAGGCGAUCAGUGAAGUGGAGGGCGCUUACGGUGAACUGGCAGGGAAAUUGAUCCUUCCGGAGAACCGGUUUUAG
Molecule: messenger RNA, 894 nt
Organism: Penicillium cinerascens
Lineage: Eukaryota; Fungi; Ascomycota; Eurotiomycetes; Eurotiales; Aspergillaceae
Exons: 1
Coding region: 1-894 (297 amino acids)
Cellular component (GO): cytoplasm
Molecular function (GO): oxidoreductase activity, acting on the CH-OH group of donors, NAD or NADP as acceptor
Source: RefSeq, a predicted model, not a curated record